AUGAACGACGCAGCGGUUGCUGGAGAAUCUGGCCUCGAGGUUUACACUGUUAGUCACAAUCUACUUCUGGCUCACGCCGAAGCCGUUGAAGUCUUCAGGAACAAUUCAAAAUGUAAAGAUGGCAAGAUUGGUAUCGCUCAUUGCCCCAUAUGGUUUGAGCCUUAUGAUUCGAGCGACCCUGAUGAUAAAGAAGCAUGUGACCGAGCUAUGGAGUUUAUGUUUGGCUGGCAAAUGGAUCCUACGGUGUACGGAGAUUACCCUGAAGUCAUGAAAAAAUCGAUUGGAAAAAGAUUACCCACAUUCACCGCAACCCAAUCCAAGAAGCUACGAGGAUCGUUUGACUUCGUUGGAGUGAAUUAUUAUAGUGCUUUCUACGUCAAAAGUAUUGCUGAAGUGAACCAUGACACGCCCAACUGGAGAUCAGACGCACGCAUUGAAUGGAGAAAACAAAACAAAGCAUGA
This is a messenger RNA of Camelina sativa (false flax), 462 nucleotides long. The record is from RefSeq and is a predicted model, not a curated record. Lineage: Eukaryota; Viridiplantae; Streptophyta; Magnoliopsida; Brassicales; Brassicaceae.